Molecule: messenger RNA, 1791 nt
Organism: Postia placenta MAD-698-R-SB12
Lineage: Eukaryota; Fungi; Basidiomycota; Agaricomycetes; Polyporales; Adustoporiaceae
Exons: 6
Source: RefSeq, a predicted model, not a curated record
UCAGAUCUCAAAGAUAUUGACAACAUGUCUAUGCGGCUCCGUCGCGACGGUCCCGACGAUGCUCUGCAAAUGAUUGAGUGCGCUGAUAGCACACUGAUGGACGACGCAUUCCUGGAAUCCGUGAGACAUCCCCAGGUCUCUCAGCUGACAAAACACUUGUCGUCUUUAAUUUGCGCGACUCCAGUCAACACACCCAACGUUCUGGAAUUUCGCCGACAUGCACUAGAAUGUUUUCAUAAGUUCGGCCUUCAUUCUCCAGCAACGCUGGAGAAUCGAUGCGAACUGUGCAGCUGCAUCUCUGAUUCGUUCUUGAUGCAGAUUGUUCAUCCCUGUUUGCGGCAACCUGACAUCAGCAUAGAUGCCGCAUUGGCGCUCUAUUACUGCAUUUGCAAGCACCAUAUUCAGCGUUUUUACCUCACGGAUCUACCGGACACCAAUUCCUUUGUUGCGGUACAAUAUAGCCAAACGCUUGCUGGCAUGGGAUGUCUUUCGACGGACAUCUUCUCCAGGCUCAUCACAGAGACCAUGCCUAACGAUGACCACCGAGAAAGGCAUCAAAGGCGCAUUCUCGGACAUAUGGAAAGCCUUCUCAACGCUACCAUGUUCCCGGACCCUGCAGUUUAUGGCAGACUGAUCCGUCUGCUUCCCGCCGCAGGCGUUUCUCACGUAGUCCGUGAUCGCAUUGCAGAGCUUAUCUCCCAAUACGACGGGGAUAUUCUGUCUGGGAUACAGAACACUCGAUCUCUGCUUGGGUGCUUACAGCAUGCGCGUUGUAAUCUGACUCAGAAAGCGUUCCUCCAGAUCACGUCUGCUGCGUUGCGACAAUCUGUUAGACUUGCUACUGGCGGUGUGAGCCUCAAUCAGAUCGCAGACGAACUGCGCGGAGGCUUGGAUAUUGCAGCAGUGUCAUUCGCCUCGCAUGAGACAAGAACGUUGGUGCAGAACAUCAGGUGGUCCUCGAAUAGACAGGACCAUCAAGCAAUCAUCGCGAUGGCGCAAAUGUUCCUCGAUAUCCUUCACAAAAUCACACCCGCGAUAUUCGAUGACGAACAUGACCGCAUAGCGCAUCAAAUGCGCAUUCUGGCUCUGCUACAGAACCUUCUCGAUUUGCACUUUGGUUGCUGUAUAGGGCCAGCAAAUGCAGUCUAUGUCAGGCUUGUAGGGCUUUUGCAUAUCGCUCGUCAUCCACCAGAAGUGCAGAAUCAAAUUGUGAGGAUCAUUUGGCAAUUUGGUUUCAAGUAUUCCAUCGGCACUGACGACAUCCGCGCGAUAUUUGCUCUGCUAUCUCCCCCCGACGGCAAGGGCAGCGUCGCACAACUUAUCCGACUCGCUUUCUCUGCAUUGCAGCAUUCUGCGAAACUCCCCCUUGUUCAAUUACCUCGAGUCCACGAAGAUAUCCGACGGGGACUUGCGCUCUUGGCGAAGCACUUAACUUCGCCAGAGAUAGGACAAGAGAUCGCGGAAGCGAGCAUCUGGUACGACACGCACAUGCUUUUCAAGAUGUGUGUGGACAUCGCAUACAUUCCCUCUGCGCGGGAGCUAUUCACGCUUGAGGUCGUGAAACCGCUAGAGUUUUGUGCUACGCGGUGCUGUCGUCUUGAGCCGCCCACCUGGUUCCGAGACGGCAUAAGUGACUGCAUGAAGAGCAUAUGCAGCAUCUCUGGCCAUCAGAUGUCCCUUGAGAUGCAUGCCAUCAGCACAACAAAACAUACAGCGGCUCUGCCUCCUGUCCCUCCAUUCGACCCCCUGCGUAUCACGGUCACACAAGAGACGGAGACGUUCAAUUCGUAA